Molecule: messenger RNA, 1380 nt
Organism: Cynara cardunculus var. scolymus (artichoke)
Lineage: Eukaryota; Viridiplantae; Streptophyta; Magnoliopsida; Asterales; Asteraceae
Product: zinc finger MYM-type protein 1-like
Exons: 1
Coding region: 1-1380 (459 amino acids)
Source: RefSeq, a predicted model, not a curated record
AUGGAAAAAUAUUUGAAGCGAAAAGCUUCAUCAUCAACCGGUAAUAAUGAUGCAUCCAACAAUAUGAUUGAUGUUAACGAUCUUCCUUGGGAUCCAUCAGAGAGACCCAAAAUUAUAAGUUAUAACCCAAAUCAAAGAGACGAAAUUAGACGGAGUUGUUUUGCCCAUCAACUUCAAUUAGUAGUUGUGGCGGUUGCAAAAAAACACGAAGGUGUUAAAGACUUCUUUGAUUUGCUUGCUUUGGUUAAUAUUGUUGUAAACUCUUCUUGCAAACGAAAAAAUAUGCUACGAGAAAGUCACAAAGAGAGAAUUCAAGAAGAAAUUGGAAAUGAGGAGAUUGAGACUGGUAAGGGGUUAAACCAAGAGAUUUCCCUUGUCCGAGCUGGAGAUACACGAUGGAAUUCUCAUCUUAAAACAAUCGUGAGUUUAAUUGCUUUGUUUCCAGAGGUUAUACAGGUGCUUGAAUAUGUCGAAGAUGAUGGUGAUAAUGGAGCUAGUCGGCUUCAAGCAAAAGGUCUUUUAUCAUACUUAAAGACAUUUGAAUUUGUGUUUUAUAUGCACUUGAUAUCAACGAUCUUAGGUUUAACAAAUUCAUUGUCUCAAGCUCUUCAAAGGAAAGAUGAAGACAUCUUGGAAGCUAUUGAUUUGAUAGGAACAACCAAAGGUCAAUUACAAAUGUUGAGGGAAAAUGGGUUUGAUCAAGUUUUGGAGAAAUGCUAUUCUUUUUGUGAUAAACAUAAGAUUGUGAAGUUGGAUAUGGCUGAAGCUUAUGUUAAUACAAGAAAUUCAAGGAAAAAGAUGAACAUUACCAAUCAACAUUAUUAUAACUAUGAUAUAUUCAACACUGUUUUGGAUAUGCAGAUCCGAGAGUUUGGUAAUCGUUUUGUUGAGAUAAGUACCGACUUGCUUCAAAAUAUGGCGGCUUUGAAUCCACGCAAUUCGUUUUCUCAGUUUAACAAAUCAAGCCUAUUGAAGUUGAGUCAGAUGUAUCCCCGAGAUUUUGAAGACAAGGAAAGGAUCAUUCUUGAGCAUGAACUUGAUAUCUACUAUCAUUCUGUUUAUAAUGAUGUCAGAUUUGCCUACUUAAACGGUAUUGCCGACCUCGCCAGAUUAAUGGUGGCAACAAGAAAGCAUCUUUCUCAUCCUUUAGCCGACCGGUUAUUGAAACUGACACUGGUUUUGCCUGUUGCAACUGCUACGGUUGAAAGAUGCUUUUCGGCGAUGAAGCUUGUCAAGACAGAUUUACGUGACCGAAUUGGUGAUGAUUUUUUGAAUUCUGCCCUCAUUUGCACCAUAGAAAAGGAAGUCCUUAGUAAUGUUAAAAACGAAGAUAUCAUCGAUUGUUUCCAAAAGAUGAAGACACGUCGAGGACAAAUUUAG